AUGGCAACUUCCGCCUCAGUCGAAAUUGCAAAGGCGGCAAAGCAAGCAUUCGAGGCAUCGCAGCUCAUCCCGGCCGAAGAACGCGUCAAGGCUCUCCAUUCCAUUUGCAUUGCUCUCCAGGCCAAUAAAAAUGAAAUUCUUUCCGCAAACGCAGAUGAUUUGCAAGCUGCACAAGGAGAGGUUGACGCUGGCAGAAUGAGCGAGUCUAUGAUGAAAAGACUGGACCUGUCAAAGGGGGACAAAUGGGAUUCCAUGCUUCAAGGCGUCCGAGAUGUCGCUGCACUUCCAGAUCCGACCUCAGUGGUCACGUACGCUUCUGAGCUGGACGAUGACCUGGAAUUGUAUAGGGUGUCGUGUCCAAUCGGCGUCCUACUCGUCAUUUUUGAAUCGCGGCCGGAGGUGGUAGUGAAUAUCGCUUCUUUAGCAAUAAAAUCUGGCAAUGCUGCUAUAUUAAAGGGCGGAAAGGAAUCAACACGAACUGCUGUCCUUCUAUCGAAAGCAAUCUCAGAGGGCCUAUCGCAGACGUCUCUCCCUCAAACAUAUAUCCAGACAAUUCAAACACGCGCAGAGGUUUCUUCCUUGCUCGGACUAGACCAAUACAUAGAUCUAGUUAUCCCUCGUGGAAGCAACAGUCUCGUCAGAAACAUCCAAAACAAUACUCGAAUUCCUGUCAUGGGCCAUGCAGACGGUUUGUGUUCCGUCUACCUUGACGAAACUGCGGAUAUCGAAAAGGCAGUUCGAGUUGUCGUUGAUUCCAAGACUGACUACCCAUCAGCUUGCAAUGCUGCAGAAUUCCUCAUCGUGCACGAAUCUCUACUCAAAACAAUAUGGCCUGUGGUCGCACAAGCGCUGAUUGCAUCCAGAGUGCAUCUGCAAUGCGAUCCUUCUACGCUCGACGCUGUCAGGUCACUAGAGGACUUUGACGCAUUUGUCCAACCAGCAGACGAGUCUUCGUUUGCGACAGAGCAUCUAAGCCUUACAAUGUCCGUCACCUCGACUCCUUCCCUUCAGGAUGCAAUUCAAUUCAUCAACUCCCAUUCAUCACAUCACACGGACGUUAUCGUCACUGAAAAUGAACAGGCUGCAUCGGUCUUCACUCGCGGUGUAGAUUCCGCCGGCACCUUUGUUAACGCCAGCAGCCGAUUCGCAGACGGAUUCCGCUAUGGCUUUGGCACCGAGGUAGGUAUUAGCACGGGGAGAAUACAUGCCAGAGGACCCGUAGGUCUGGAGGGUCUGGUCAUCUACAAGUACAUGCUCAGAAGCAAAGCCGAAAAGGGUCAUAUUGUCGGGGAGUUUGGUGCUGGCAAAAAGUCCUUCAAGCAUAAAUCCAUAACCGCGAAAGCAGUCCCAUUUUAG
Molecule: messenger RNA, 1356 nt
Organism: Desarmillaria tabescens
Lineage: Eukaryota; Fungi; Basidiomycota; Agaricomycetes; Agaricales; Physalacriaceae
Product: gamma-glutamyl phosphate reductase
Exons: 4
Coding region: 1-1356 (451 amino acids)
Molecular function (GO): NADP binding; glutamate-5-semialdehyde dehydrogenase (NADP+) activity
Source: RefSeq, a predicted model, not a curated record